Molecule: messenger RNA, 2562 nt
Organism: Leptinotarsa decemlineata (Colorado potato beetle)
Lineage: Eukaryota; Metazoa; Arthropoda; Insecta; Coleoptera; Chrysomelidae
Gene: Cog4
Product: conserved oligomeric Golgi complex subunit 4
Biological process (GO): Golgi organization; retrograde vesicle-mediated transport, Golgi to endoplasmic reticulum
Cellular component (GO): COG complex
Source: RefSeq, a predicted model, not a curated record
GUUAUGUCGAUGGUUGCACAGACUAUAUACGAUGGUUGUCAAUUAUAAAACGCCUGAAACAUGCGCAACCAUUUUUACGUGAAUAUGGUCAAAUACAAUUACCAACUAAGAUUUACCAACGUAGAUAGGUGUUUUUUCUGUAUGUGAUAUAUAGAGAAAUUUUGAGAUUUAAAUAAUGGAUUCGAAAACCUCAAAUUAUGCUGAAAUGCAGAAAAAAAUUCAACUGGAGCUGGAAGAUCUUCAAAAAGAAGAGGAUUUACUUAUUCAGAAUCUUAACAACAUGCUGAAUCAAAAAGUGUUCUUGGGAGACAAAAUAAAAGGCCUCUCAAAAGUCGUACCCACCCUAAAAAUCAUCAGACAUGAAGCAGAGGAUCUGGUAAAUACCGUAAACGAUAUUUCAGACUCUUCAGAGAAAAUCAGUGGUAAAAUAAGGUCACUUGAUAGUGCCAGGAGUCAUGUAGAUGAAUGCCAGUUGCGGGUAAGUGAUCUGAUCGAUCUGGAAAUAUGUUCCCAAGGCGUUCAAACUGCGAUUCUGGACUCUGACUACGAAAAAGGAGCUGCACACGUCCAUAGAUUUUUGUCCAUGGAUCAGUAUCUUCUGAAAAGAACUGCCAAUGAUAUGGACAACGUUAGCAACAUGCUUAGAUCUGUCCGAACUUUGCAAGAUGCAGCAAGCCAACUGCGGGCUAUAGUCGAGCACAAAUUCAAUGAAGCAGUCAAUAGCGAGGAUCUGGUCUCCAUCGAACGGUUUUUCAAGAUAUUCCCUUUAUUGGGUAUGCACGAAGAAGGCAUAAAAGAGUUUUGUACGUAUUUGCGAACUAAAGUUGCUCUGGUGGCCGAAAAGAACUUAAAGUCUGCCAUGAACACUCCCCCUUCGGAUAAAAGACACAGCGUUAUCUAUGCAGACACUCUGACCUUACUUUUUGAGGGCCUAGCGCGGGUGUUGGAUACACAUCAACCUCUCAUCGAAACUUAUUAUGGACCCGGAAGACUUCUGUCAGCUAUAAAAAUCCUGCAGAAAGAAUCCGAAGUUCAAACAAAAAGAGUACUAUUGGAAUGGUCUAAGACGAGACAGAUUAAUAAGAAGAUUCAAGUUAUCAAUGAGUUAUCGAGGAUGAAUUCCAGCUCUAGUUUCAGUAAACUGGACAAAAUUGAUCCCAAGGAUUUGGAUAUUCUGAUUGGAGAGAUAACGCUGAUGCAUUUCAGGACCGAACUGUAUAUCAGGUUCAUACAAAGAAAAGUCAUAUCAGAUGCCGACGUAGGUAUCGCAAACCAAGAAGAAAAGAACAAGAUUCUGGUUUCUUUGGAACAGCUUGUGAAAAACAGUGAACUGAGUCAAUGUAAACACGAACUUUUGUCGCACUACAUCAGUCUGGAACAGUACUACAUGCAGGAGUCGGUAGCUAAAGCUAUCUCUAUGGACACUUUAGAGCCUGGGCAACAAACAUCCAGUAUGGUGGAUGAUACGUUUUUUAUUAUUAGGAAGUGCAUUAGGCGAUCAAUAUCUACCGGAUCUCUGGAUGGCAUAUGCGUUAUUAUAAAUAAUGCCUGUAGGGUCCUAGAAAGUGAUUUUGGAGAAGUCCUAAGGAGUAGAUUGAGGCAGGGUUAUCCUUCAGGAUAUUUGGAUUUGACACAAGCUUAUAAUGUCCUCCAAACAUCUAUACAACAGGGUAGAUUGCAAUCUGGAGACACGGAACAGUCAAGGACAGCUUUUAUUGUGGCUUUGAACAACGCAGAUAGCAGCACUAAUUAUGUGGAAACUCUUUGUGGUUGCGUCAUGCAAGAAAUCGAUCAGGCGUUGCCAAACAUGAACCAAAACGACAGAGGAAAACUGGAAAGCUGCCUUUCUGGUCUAUCGUUGGUAACUACAAACCUCAAAGAUAUUAUUGAAUACGGCAUACAACAGCUGAGGUCGACCUCUAUAAAACCUAGAGUGAAUCCUUGGGUAGAUUCGUUCCUAAAUAUAAAUCACCAUUUGACAGAAGAUGAACUUUCGGCUUACGAGGCUGGCGAAUCCUUCGUACAAACGUUGAUUAUGAAUUUGGAAACGUUCCUUUCUUCAUUCAAGGACGUUUUGUCGUCGUCCAAUUAUGAUUAUUUCACGCAAGUUUUGACGGCUGACGUUACUCAAAGACUGGAGAAAGUAAUUUUGAAGAGUACUUUCAAUAGGUUAGGAGGUCUGGUUCUCGACAAGGAAGUUAGAUCUCUGGCUGGGUAUAUGACGGCAACCACGUCUUGGUCCGUACGAGACAAGUUUGCCAGACUGACCCAGAUUGCGACUGUGUUGAAUUUGGAACAAGUAACUGAAAUCUAUGACUACUGGGGAAGCCAUGACGCGGCUCUGACUUGGAGGUUAACACCUUCGGAGCUUAGGAGCAUAAUGGCUUUGAGAUCAGAUUUCAAGGUUGAGGAAAUCAGGAGACUGAAACUUUGAAUUUGAAAACUGUUUCAACUCCAUUUGGGAUAAUUUAAUGAUGAACUCAAAAAAGUUUAAGGAAUAAUUAUAAAUAUUAAAGGCAUAAUUUUGACAUAAGAUGUAUCAGUAAAAAUUUGUUAUCGAUA